Molecule: messenger RNA, 552 nt
Organism: Haemonchus placei
Lineage: Eukaryota; Metazoa; Nematoda; Chromadorea; Rhabditida; Trichostrongylidae
Source: the annotation of a GenBank genome assembly
GUUCAUUGUAAACGAUCUAAUCUUCGAGAAGGACCACCAAUUAGUUCGUUGGACUUCAAAGUAGAUAAGGAAGAACCAUCGGAAAUUGCCGAUUUGAUGCCACCAUCAUGUCAAAUGGUAUCUGACAAAGAUAGUACCAUACUUCGUCCGAUCCCCACUGUGAAUCCUGUUUUCCCUCCCGAUUCGAAAUACACCAAAUCCAACCUUGUAUAUAAAGUACUGCACAAUUAUAGGAAAAUGUAUGCGGAUCGUUGGGCCAUGGAGCUUACGGUGCCUGGACGAGAAGGAGCGCCUACAUAUAAUGCCGCAGGGAAGAUUAUUACCCUCACAAAUCUCACUCGUCUGUCGGACAUAAUGCGAAGACAAAUGCCGUACAUCUCACAGUUCAUACUCGAUACGUUCGAAGACUUUGCCUCGUUCGAUUCCAGAGAACAGCAAUUCAUACUGAACGUAUUCAUGUCACGUUUCUGGGAAUUGGAAGGAUCCUAUUGGACGUAUCGAAACUUACCAGCUAAUCAGAUAGAAAGACCUCGAAAUACCCGAAACGUGUGA